CGCGCCCGGCGGGACAGCGGGACGGACGCCGCCCGCCCGCUCGCCGGGCCGGGCCGGGCCGCCAUGUUGAGGUGGCGGUGACUGGAGGCGGCGCUCCGAUCCAGGGUCUCCAUUGAUGAGUUACUGCGGCGGGAAGAGAGCCGCGGCCUGGCCACAAUGAUCCACAGUCUGUUUCUCAUCAACUGCAGCGGGGACAUCUUCCUGGAGAAGCACUGGAAGAGCGUGGUGAGCCGCUCUGUCUGCGACUACUUCUUGGAGGCGCAGGACAAGGCCGGGCAGCCGGAGAACGUGGCGCCGGUGCUCGCCACCCCGCACCACUACCUGGUCAGCACUCACCGCAACGGCAUCUUCUUCGUCGCCGUCAUCCAGUCCGAGGUGCCCCCGCUGUUUGUCAUUGAGUUCCUACACCGAGUGGCAGAAACCCUGCAGGACUAUUUUGGAGAAUGCUCAGAGACAUCAAUUAAAGAUAAUGUUGUGAUUGUGUACGAGCUCCUGGAAGAGAUGUUGGACAAUGGGUUCCCAUUAGCUACUGAAUCCAAUAUUUUAAAAGAACUGAUUAAACCACCUACUAUUCUUCGUUCAGUUGUUAAUUCUAUAACAGGGAGCAGCAAUGUAGGAGAUCAGCUUCCAACUGGUCAACUGUCUAACAUCCCUUGGCGGAGAGCAGGAGUCAAGUACACAAAUAAUGAAGCUUACUUUGAUGUUACUGAAGAAAUUGAUGCCAUCAUAGAUAAAUCAGGAUCAACUGUCUUUGCUGAAAUCCAGGGUGUUAUUGAUGCCUGCAUUAAAUUAACUGGAAUGCCAGACCUCACUCUUACCUUCAUGAAUCCAAGGCUGCUGGAUGAUGUCAGCUUCCAUCCGUGUGUUCGUUUCAAACGAUGGGAAUCUGAGCGAGUUCUGUCAUUUAUUCCUCCAGAUGGAAAUUUUCGUUUAAUGUCUUACCAUGUCAGCUCACAAAACUUGGUGGCAAUACCAGUUUAUGUAAAGCAUAAUAUCAGCUUCAGAGACAAUGGAUCGACAGGACGGUUUGAUAUAACAAUUGGGCCAAAACAGACUAUGGGAAAAAUGGUGGAGAGUGUUCUGGUGAUUGUUCAUAUGCCCAAAGGAGUGCUCAAUAUGAAUCUUACAGCAGCACAGGGCAAUUACACAUUUGAUCCAGUCACCAAGGUGUUAAUUUGGGACAUAGGAAAAAUCACCUUGCCAAAGUUACCAACUCUUAAAGGAUUGAUUAACCUACAGUCUGGGGCACCAAAACCCGAAGAAAAUCCAACACUCAAUGUUCAGUUUCGGAUCCAGCAACUUGCUGUAUCAGGUUUGAAAGUGAAUCGUCUGGACAUGUAUGGAGAAAGAUACAAACCAUUUAAAGGUGUGAAAUAUGUCACCAAAGCAGGAAAAUUUCAGGUCAGGACAUGAGGGAAGAAAAAAUAAAAAUUGCACAAUACCAGGUAUUCAACAAAGAACAUCAGUUAUUUUUGAAAAUCUACACUAUUUUUGAAUCAGACAAUUCCAAGAUGCCCAAAGUACUCCGAUGAUAAAGUGAAAGGAAAUGAUUCCAUUACAUUUAUUAACUGCCUUAAUUACAACAUAAUGUUAACUGAAAUAUGAAACUAGUUUAUUUGUAGGUAUUUGAUUGCAAUGUUUUCUGAAGGGCCUUCACUAUCUCUUCAUUAAGUAGAACGUACAUUUAAGUAUUCUACUUGUUCUCUUAAACAAUGCAGAUGUUCAGUCUUAUCAUCAACUUCUGAUAUUUGGUUGUCUCUCUAUCUGACAAAUACAAAGUGAAUAUACCAAUCAUAUUGUAAAAGAUGUCUGAACUUAACGUACCCAGUUGCAAUACAAGUGAUUGCAAUGUUUAUAAAUAACUUUUUAAGUACAUCUUUUGGUGACAAUUUGUGACUGUAUGAUUUAAUUGUCUCAAUAAAGUUACAUUUCCAUUUCCUUCCCACUUUUUGCACUAAAAAUGGGAAAACAA
Messenger RNA from Pristis pectinata (smalltooth sawfish), 1972 nucleotides. RefSeq names its product AP-1 complex subunit mu. Gene Ontology annotation, cellular component: clathrin adaptor complex; cytoplasmic vesicle. Gene Ontology annotation, biological process: intracellular protein transport; endocytosis. The record is from RefSeq and is a predicted model, not a curated record. Bases 157 to 1413 code for a protein of 418 amino acids. The transcript has 8 exons. NCBI's taxonomy places the organism in Eukaryota, Metazoa, Chordata, Chondrichthyes, Rhinopristiformes, Pristidae.